Molecule: messenger RNA, 529 nt
Organism: Castor canadensis (American beaver)
Lineage: Eukaryota; Metazoa; Chordata; Mammalia; Rodentia; Castoridae
Source: RefSeq, a predicted model, not a curated record
AUGGUGCCUCAGAUGUUGUUCGGUUGUUCUCAGGUUAAUUGUGUCAAAGAAGAAGCAUCAAGAUACUGUGGAAAAGAAAAGAAUUUUAUGAAAGCAUAUUUAUUCAGGUUUUUUAAAGGUAUUGGUCAGCUGACAGAGACUGGAGUUGUCAACCCUGAGCAAUUUAUGAAAUCUUUUGAGCAUAUGAAGCAAUCUGGGGACUAUUAUGUCACAGUUGUGGAAGAUGUGACCCUAGGACAGAUUGUUGCUACAGCAACUCUGAUAAUAGAACAUAAGUUCAUCCAUUCCUGUGCUAAGAGAGGAAGAGUGGAAGACGUUGUUGUUAGUGAUGAAUGCAGAGGAAAGCAGCUUGGCAAAUUAUUAUUAUCGACUCUUACUUUGCUAAGCAAGAAACUGAACUGUUACAAGAUUACUCUUGAAUGUCUACCACAAAAUGUUGGUUUCUAUAAAAAGUUUGGAUAUACAGUGUCUGAAGAAAACUACAUGUGUCGGAGGUUCCUUAAGUAAAAAUCUCUUAAGAAAGAAUUGU